AAAAGUGAAUAUUAUUCUACAAAGUUAUAACAAUUUUAUUAAAAUGGUUGUGCCAAUUGUAGGUGAGCAUGAGACUGAUAUUCUUCAUGCUCAAACUCACAUAUGGAACCAUAUUUUUAGUUUCAUAAAUUCCAUGUCACUCAAAUCAGCUAUUCAAUUAAACAUCCCAGACAUAAUCCACAAACAUGGCAAACCUAUGACACUUGAUGAAUUAGCUAAUGCCCUAUCAAUCAACAAGUCCAAGAUCACUCACCUUCGACGUCUCAUGCGAAUUUUAAUCCACUCAGGAUUUUUCCUGAAGUCCGCUAUGAUCCCCUUAGAAAAUGGAUCAUCGGGAUCAGGAUCAGGAUCAGGAUCAGGAGAAGGAGAGGGCUAUGUCCUGGCCCCUCCAGCUCGUCUUUUAUUGAAAGACGAGCCAUUAACAGUUACACCUUUUUUACUAGCAAUGUUGGAUCCAAUUUUAGUUAAGCCAUGGCAUCAUGUAAGUGAGUGGUUUAGUAGUGAUGAACCAACACCUUUUGAGGUUGCACAUGGGAGAACAUUUUGGGAUUAUGCUGGACAUGAACAAAGGUUAAAUCAUUUUUUUAAUGAUGCAAUGGCUAGUGAUGCUAAGUUGGUUAUGAGUGUUGUAGUGAAAUAUUCUAAAGAUGUUUUUGAAGGAUUAAAUUCUAUUGUUGAUGUUGGUGGUGGUACUGGGACUGUGGCUAAAACAAUUGCUAAAAAUUUUCCUAAUUUGCAAUGUACUGUGUUUGAUUUACCUCAUGUGGUUGAAGGACUUGAUGGAAGUGACAACUUGUCAUAUGUUGGUGGAGAUUUCUUUGUGUCCAUUCCUCCUGCUGAUGCUCUUCUACUCAAGUGGAUAUUACAUGAUUGGAGUGACGAAGAAAGUGUGAAAAUAUUGAAGAAAUGCAAAGAAGCAAUACCAAGCAAGGAAAAAGGUGGAAAAGUGAUCAUUAUUGACAUGAUGGUUGAUAAUAAAAUUGGAGAUGAUGAAUCAAUUGAAACUCAAAUUUUCUUUGAUAUGUUAAUGAUGGUUUUAGUUACUGGAAGAGAAAGAUCUGAAAGAGGAUGGGCUAAAAUCUUCUUUGAGGCUGGAUUUAGUGACUAUAAAGUUACUCCAAUUCUUGGAUUAAGGUCACUAAUUGAGGUUUAUCCUUAAUUAAUUUGAGUUUAUGCUAAAUAAUUGAUCCUCGUGAGUGUGCAUUUAUUUUAUCAUGGUGUGUCAUGUAAUUGUUGGUAUAAAUAAUGAGGGUUAUGUGUUGAUUGAUGUACUUUUUUAUUUUCUUUAAUGGAAAUUGAACUACUACUUUGAUAGAUGAAUCUUGAUUUCUUUAAUUUCUUAUAUAUUGCUUGCUUCUUUUUUA
Messenger RNA from Solanum verrucosum, 1364 nucleotides. Its product is annotated as probable O-methyltransferase 3. Lineage: Eukaryota; Viridiplantae; Streptophyta; Magnoliopsida; Solanales; Solanaceae. The record is from RefSeq and is a predicted model, not a curated record. Bases 44 to 1159 code for a protein of 371 amino acids. Gene Ontology annotation, molecular function: protein dimerization activity; S-adenosylmethionine-dependent methyltransferase activity; O-methyltransferase activity. Gene Ontology annotation, biological process: methylation. The transcript is spliced from 2 exons.